UCUUGGAGCAACUACUAGAAUUUUUCACAGCUUAGUUUUGUGUUUGUGACUUAAACGGUGUUGUGUUGUGCUCGUUGAAUACUUGUGUUCUGAUUACGCCGUGACCAGAAGACAUGAAACUCGGAACGUUCAUUUAGUAAUUAAAAUUAUUAUUUGUUUAAUAUGAAAAUAAUUUAUUUAACAAGUUACUUGUAACUAUCGAAAUUAAACUGGCAAAAUGGUCAAUGGAAACUACGUUCUAUAUGGCGAUAGACCAGCUUCAGAAUCUGAAAUGGUCGAUGACCACGUGCAUAGGAAAACCGUUGAGCGUAAAGCAAAACGCAAAUCUAAUAGAUCUGCCAACGAUCUACAGCGCUCGUUAAACUUAGCGCAGAAGUUAGAUAACGAAACAGACUCGGACAAAUUCGAAAAGAAAAUAAAGGAGCCAAGGCUACUUCGCUACGUACCAACUACGGAAGUGCAAGAACAUUUUGUUGCGGAGAAAUUUGAGACCUACGACUUAAAGCCUAUAGAAGAACCAAUGAAGAGAUACACGUUUGCAAAAAAGCCAAAAAAUCACGCAGAUGGCUCAAUAAACUACGCUUACUCCCGGUCGAGUAGCAGUUGCAGUUCACCUAAUGGUAAUCUGCCGACUAUAUCUGAACACGGAGAGCAGUAUGGUACAUACAGAGUUCGAUCUAUACAGACAUCUUCGAAUGAGGGAAUUGGUGAAUACCAAACAAAAUUUGACAAAUAUUUUACAUCACCGAGAGACGUCAAAUCAUUCAGUGAUAAGGGCUCACAUCCCGACAGCCUGUACCGUGUGCCUUCAGACCGUGGGAGCAGUACCAGAAAAAUCGUCCACAUGCUGCGUUUACUUCGGUGGCCCGUAGCUCUAUUUGGAGUGUGCGUUGCUCUAGCCAUAUUCGUCUAUUUUCUUAUGCCUGAUAACCUGGGUCAAGAAUUCGAUAAGAUAAACGCAACUAAUUGGGAAGAGAACUUCUCCAGUGCUCAAUCCUACUCAACUUCCUCUUCGACGUCUGGUCCACUUAACAGGAAUAUAAGUAAAUCUGUCAACGGUACGAAAACUUCUGAGAUAGAUUUCAAUGAAGCUGAUAACAUCACAAAUAUCUCUUCUAUAAUCGCAGAAUCCAGCACCACAAGAAAAUUGCCAAUAACUCCCGUCUUCCCGACCAAUAUAGAACCCGAGGUACAAUAUGGAAACGAUGACGACAGUAUGAGAAAACCAAAACUACUUUUUAAUACAAAUACACCAGAUGAGUCCACAUUCAGGCCACAUAUAACGCAUCAUCCUGAAAAACCGUUGGCGAUUUACUUCAAAGAUGCUGAAGCUGUAUCCACAACAACCACUGAGAAAAUUACCACAGAAAUAAUAAAAAAAGCUGAAACCUCUAAUACGUUGCCAAAAUUGGAAGAGAAAACCACAAACACUCCUGUGUUCGCACCACAGCCUAAACCUCUGGUUACUAUAAACGUUGAGUCGCCGGCAGAAAUACCGAAAACUUAUGCAAGGUUACAGAAUACGUAUAAUUCAAACUCAAAAAUUACGCCUGACAUCCAGGAGUAUUACAGGCGGCCAGAAUAUGAAUCCAAAGUGAAGUUCACCUCAGGUCAUUCAAAACUUUUUGGUAUAUCUAUGGAGGAUUCAGAUAAAAUUAAGUCCACAACUCAAAGCUCGUUAUAUAACACUAGAGUUUCUCCUACACUUCCCACUUGGAAAGAUAGAGAUUAUAGCACUACUAAAAAUCCUAUUAACUCUCUAUCUGAUGUGCCCCAAUGCCGGUCCACGCGUCUUUCCAUAUGUCGAGGCAUCUUGCCCUACGACUUAGCAGGUCUUCCAGCUAGGAUUGGAAAGAAAGAAGUGACUUUACUGCUACCACAGAUUGAAUACCUGGUGGCCACUAACUGCAGCGACCGAGUGCGACACUUCGCGUGUUCACUAUUAGAACCAGAAUGCAGUCCACCUCCUUUUUCAUCAAAACUACCCUGUUAUAGUUUGUGUAAAGCUAUCGCAGACAGUUGCGAAGGCUACAUACCAACGGAGCUGUCACCGAUCUUCAACUGUAACCAGUAUUCGAGUAGCAAUUGUGCCAACGCACGAAGCCCUUGCUUCGCCAGGGAGCUGACUUGUGGUGAUGGCACCUGCGUGCCCCGGGAUUGGAUCUGUGACGGAACCCGGGACUGUCCAGGCGGAGAGGAUGAGGCGCCUUGUUCCACCUGCGAGGAGAAUGAAUUCCGGUGCCAGUCAGGUCUAUGCAUUGUGAACCGUUGGGUCUGCGACGGAUAUUCCGACUGCCCUGAUGGCGAUGACGAAAUUGACGAAUCUUGUCGCUCUCAUACGAAUGUGGAAGUGCAAGAACCAGGGGAAGAGCUAGCCGGUUCUGCACCUGCUCCUUCCAUUCGCAAACCUUACAGACAACCGCAGUCACGUCAAAACAAUGGAGAGACAGACAGCAAGGAGCUGUUAAUGACAAGUGAUUCGACGAACGCUUUGAAACGUAACUUCACAAGGCGUCCUUCACCUUCUCGUCUCACACCCUAUUCGAGACCCAUGCUGAAAUCCCGCAAAGAACCAGAACAAACCACGAUAGAGAAUUUAACAGAAAAAUCCGCGGCGUCAUAUAGAAAAAACUUCAGGAAACAAACCCAAAGAGUACCUGAAAUUAAAAAAGAUGUAUCUGAAGAUAUGGAUCAAUUCUACGUUGACGUGAUAAAGGAAGAUGAACGAACGGCGGAAACGCCUCCGCCAGUUGCGACCAAAUUGGACAAGAGCAUAGACAACUUAGAGAGAGUCAUUGAUGGAGCUGGAUUAUUGAGGAAAGCGGCCCUUGCCCGUAAACAGGAUUUGUCCCGUGAAUUGAACGCUACAGAAGAAGACUUUGGUUACAACAGUGCCCACGCAUCGCCAUGUCCCAACGAGGAAUUACGUUGCGUUGACGGCCGAUGUAUCACUUUAGCCCAACUGUGUGACGGAACCAUAGACUGUAGCGAUCACGCCGACGAGGACAAUUGCUAUACAUAAAUGGACAGGAACUAAAAUUUUAUUUACAGUGUACAAAGAACGUAUAAUUUAAUGUUUUUAACCGCUGGUAAAGCAGUUGGUUUUUGCCGCUUCUGGUUUAAUCCAGGUCGAAAUAUAUAUUCGACAGAUGGAUCAGAAAAAUUUGAUAGACAUUUAAAAAUGUUCACAAGAUGAUUUCCGUCCAUAUUAAUUUAGUUGUAGGAAAUUAGUGUUUACUUUGAAAACUCGAAAACUUAGCUGUGAUACAGAAUCAUUUUAGGAAUUAAAAUCUUCAUUUUAGUUAUUAGCUAUAGGUUUCAUUCAUUCGCGAUUCAUGAUUUUAAAAUGACAUGUUUCCAUAUUUCGUUUCGAAUAUUAAAUAAAAUAUAGUUUAAUAUAGAUGAAGGAUUAGUGGUUAUAUUCAUAGACGUACCAAAAGCCUAAAAAAUGUUGUCUUUUAUUUAAAGUGACAAGAAAAUAAUUAUCACAAUAUACGAUUCAACAGUUAAUAGAUGUAGUACCUAUGUCUAAAGGAGUAUAUAAAUAUACGUGUUGUUUGAUAAUUUACUAUUUUAAAAGAGUACCGAGAUCUUUUUACGCCGGCUUUUUCUCUCGGCCUACACCUUCUGUCUUCUU
Pieris napi is the source of this 3637-nucleotide messenger RNA. RefSeq names its product atrial natriuretic peptide-converting enzyme-like. The record is from RefSeq and is a predicted model, not a curated record. Gene Ontology annotation, cellular component: plasma membrane. The transcript has 10 exons. The coding region runs from base 218 to 3022 and encodes 934 amino acids. Gene Ontology annotation, molecular function: protein binding. NCBI's taxonomy places the organism in Eukaryota, Metazoa, Arthropoda, Insecta, Lepidoptera, Pieridae.